Messenger RNA from Phaeoacremonium minimum UCRPA7, 972 nucleotides. Its product is annotated as putative pyridoxine biosynthesis protein. The record is from RefSeq and is a predicted model, not a curated record. Bases 1 to 972 code for a protein of 323 amino acids. NCBI's taxonomy places the organism in Eukaryota, Fungi, Ascomycota, Sordariomycetes, Togniniales, Togniniaceae. Gene Ontology annotation, biological process: pyridoxal 5'-phosphate biosynthetic process; pyridoxine biosynthetic process; amino acid metabolic process. The transcript has a single exon. Gene Ontology annotation, molecular function: amine-lyase activity.
AUGGCCAGCACCAACGGCUCCAGCGGCCCCAGCGCGACGCUGAAUCUUGCCGCCCCGGCAACUUCUUCGACCAAUGGCGCCUCCAAAUCCGCCUUCGCCGUCAAGGCCGGCCUGGCCCAGAUGCUCAAGGGCGGAGUUAUUAUGGACGUCACAAAUGCUGAGCAGGCCCGUAUCGCCGAGGAGGCAGGCGCCUGUGCCGUUAUGGCACUCGAGCGCGUGCCCGCUGAUAUUCGCAAGGACGGCGGCGUCGCCCGCAUGAGCGAUCCCGGCAUGAUCAAGGAGAUCCAGGAAGCCGUCACCAUUCCUGUUAUGGCAAAGGCCCGCAUUGGCCAUUUUGUCGAGUGCCAGAUUCUCGAGGCUCUCGGCGUUGAUUACAUCGACGAGUCUGAAGUUCUGACGCCUGCCGACGACGUUUACCACGUUGAGAAGUCUGGCUUCAGCGUCCCAUUUGUGUGCGGCUGCCGUAACCUCGGCGAGGCCCUGCGCCGCAUCGCAGAGGGUGCCGCCAUGAUCCGGACUAAGGGAGAGGCCGGCACGGGUGACGUCGUCGAGGCCGUCAAACACAUGCGCACCGUCAAUCGCGACAUUGCGCGCGCGAGAGCUGUGCUGGCAGAGACCGGAGAGCUGGGAAUCCGGCAAUUGGCGAGGGAGUUCGAGGUAGACGCUGCCCUCCUGAAGCAGACCGCAGAGCUCGGUAGACUGCCCGUUGUGAACUUCGCAGCCGGAGGUGUGGCCACUCCAGCUGAUGCCGCUCUGAUGAUGCAGCUUGGCUGCGACGGCGUGUUCGUAGGAAGCGGCAUUUUCAAGUCGGGUGAUCCUGCAAAGAGAGCCAAGGCUAUUGUAAGAGCCACGACUCAUUACAAGGACCCCAAGGUUCUGGCGGAGUGCAGCACCGGCCUGGGCGAAGCUAUUGUCGGCAUCAAUAUCAGCUCUAUGCGACCUGAUGAGAAGUUGGCAGGCCGCGGCUGGUAA